CUUCAUUCUCUUUCUGCAAUUUUUCUUCUGCUCCAUCUCUCUUCUUCCUCACUAUCUCUCCCAAACAUGGGUAGUACCAAUAGUCGACACGUUUCUCGCCCUUCUUCUCGGCGAGUCAACCACACCAACCGCUUCAGUCUUUCCUCUCUUCUUCCCUGCGGUGCCUCCACUUCUCGCGCUACUUAUGAGAUUGAAGAUCAUCCAACUGAACUUCUAGUAGACUCUGCUACAGACUUUAAUGAUCAAGUUCAGAAAGUUACAGAGGAAUCGUCUUUAUCACAUUCAACAGAAGCUGGAAUUAGCCGCUCACAUGGUCAAACUGGAACCUCCUUUGGCAGCAGUAUUCAAUCCUGUGAGAAUGCUAAUCUUCAAGAUUCUUCCAGAAGUGUUGCAACCAGCAAUCAGAGGGAGUGUUUGUUUAAAAGAAAGGAGUUAGUUUCUCCUUAUGAGGUAAGUACUGAUCAUAGUUAUAAUGAAUCUUAUAGGGAUAGCAGCAACACAGCUAGUGCUUCAUUUGUAGAACAAAAGUCUUCAGAUCCAGUCUCUGUAAAUAGUUCCGCUAACAAGGAUGCAGUUAAUAAUAUUGAUAAUUCAGUGGAUAGUAGUAUCCAUCCAAUAUCUCAUGAGACAUUGCAUCUAAGGAGUUCAUCCCCUCAAGUGUCUGAAGACUCCGGUUCUCAUGAAAAUUAUGUUGAGAGUCAUAGUAGUGCAGCUAUAGCUUCCCAGAAUUCUGAUUCAAGUCCCAGUUCUCAAGGUUCAGAUCUGCCUGUAACUUCUCUGUUGCAAGAAAAUGAAUCUCAUGAAGAAACAAUUCCUCCAAGUUUAGGGUUUCUUGUUCCCGACCGGGAAAGAGGACAUGUGAAUGAGGGUGUGCUUCAUGUUGACGUGGUUACUAUAUCUUCCAAUACUCUGUCUUAUAGCAACACUGAUGCCAUUGAUCGUAGUACCAGGAGAAAUGGUAGGAGACCAUUUUGGGAUGCUUUUUCAAAUCGUAGUUCAAGAAGUGGUUUCUCAAAUGAUGAGGUUGGAGAGGAUUUUGAAUAUCUUGGCAGUAGAAUCCGCAGAUCUAAUGCACGAAUGCUGCACUCAAGAUCUCAGAUCUGGGAAAGACUUCGUGAUGGCCUUAAUGAAACAGAUCGGUGGACUAAUUCUUGUCCAUUAGGACUCCAUCCUGAUGGCAGGUGUUUCUGUGAGCCUUUCUCCAUGUCCGAGGAAUCUAAUACUCGAGCUAGCAUGUCAAGAAUAGUCAUGCUUGCAGAAGCUUUAUUUGAGUUUUUAGAUGAAGUUCAUCGCCAACCCACGCCAUUUUCACUAUCUGUGGCCUCUCUCCCAGCGCCAGAGUCAGUUGUUGAUGCUUUCCCUCUGAAGUGUCACAAAACGGUUGGCACAGCUGAUGGUGUUAGUAAUACUGAACAAUGCCAUAUAUGCCUGGUGGAGUAUGAAGAAGGGGACAAAAUUCGUGUUCUGCCUUGCAAUCAUGAAUUCCACAUGGCAUGCGUUGAUAAGUGGCUUAAGGAAAUACAUGGUAUUGUCAUUGAAACUUGA
This is a messenger RNA of Neltuma alba, 1545 nucleotides long. RefSeq lists its product as uncharacterized. The record is from RefSeq and is a predicted model, not a curated record. Lineage: Eukaryota; Viridiplantae; Streptophyta; Magnoliopsida; Fabales; Fabaceae. The transcript is spliced from 6 exons. Bases 67 to 1545 code for a protein of 492 amino acids.